This is a messenger RNA of Chrysemys picta bellii (western painted turtle), 938 nucleotides long. NCBI's taxonomy places the organism in Eukaryota, Metazoa, Chordata, Testudines, Emydidae. The record is from RefSeq and is a predicted model, not a curated record.
GCUGACAUCUCCCCUUUCCUGACUGUAGGUCACUGGCCAUGGAGGGCACAGGGCCUGCGGGGGAGACGCCCCCACUCUCUGCGGCCAUGCGGGCAAAGAUCGAGCGGAAUCGCCAGCGGGCGCUGAUGCUGCGACAGGCCCGCUUGGCUGCCCGGCCCUACCCUGCCGCCCCCAGCGAAGGAAGUGCUAAAGUUAAAGCACCUCCAAAGAUAAUUGACACAGGGGGAGGAUUCUUUCUGGAAGAGGAGGAAGAGGAGGAACACAAGGUUGAGAAAAUUGUCCAUCAGCCAGGACCUGUACUAGAAUUUGAUUACCUUAUUUGUGAAGAAUGUGGCAAACAUUUCAUGGACUCGUAUCUCAUGCAGCACUUUGAUUGGGCAACAUGCGAUAAUUGCAGAGAUGUUGAAGGUAAGCAUAAGCUUAUAACAAGGACUGAGGCAAAGCAAGAGUACCUUCUUAAAGACUGUGACUUAGAUAAGAGAGAACCGGUGCUCAAAUUUAUUUUGAAGAAAAACCCUCAUAAUUCACAGUGGGGUGACAUGAAGCUUUACUUAAAAUUACAGGUAAUAAAACGUUCGCUUGAAGUUUGGGGUAGUGAAGAAACGUUGCAAGAAGCAAGAGAAACCCGCCAAGAUAAUAGAGAAAAGAUGAAACAGAAAAAGUUUGAUAAAAAAGUUAAAGACUUGGUUUACAUUUUUCAUCAGAGCUCCGUCGAGCUGUUAGGAGCAGUGUGUGGAAAAGAGGAACAAGUUCCCACCAGCAUGAGUACGGACCUGAAGAAAACAUUCAAGAAGAUACAUACAAAAAGACAUGUACUAUAUGUGGCCAUGAAUUAACAUAUGAGAAAAUGUAAUAGCCCUUGAUUGAUUUUACAUAAAAUGCACCUUUUGUAAUGUUAAUAUUUUGUAUCAAGUAAAAUAAAAAUGAUUGAGAGUAAA